CAUUUAAUAAGCUCCCAUCAAUGUUCUCUGCCAUGGCUUUUUCCUCCAAUUUUUUAAAUUUUUUAUUAUCAAUUCUCUUGGUGUUCUUCACCUCUCAUUCUUCUUCUUCUUCUUAUCCAAAUUAUUCUUUAUCAAACAUAGUUGUGAAUUCAACAACUGAAUUUAUUAACCAUACUGCAAUAUCCGAAUUUCGGAUACUGAACCGAAGAGUUCUAUCCAAAUGCCCCGACCCAAACCCAUAUCUCAGUAUAAGUACAGCCUCAAAUUCAAGCCUUUCUGAUGAAGCCUUUGUUACUGUUCAUGUUUCUGGAAUUAUGGUUCCUUCAAAAGGAGACUGGGUUGGCAUGAUCUCACCUUCUUAUGCUGACGCAUCAAGUUGCCCCUUUAAUGCCAUACAAUAUCAACAGACUGGUGAUCUCACUGAACUCCCACUCCUUUGCCAUUAUCCUGUUAAGGCACAAUAUUUGAGCAAAGAUCCGGGUUAUCUAAGUUGCAAGAAGAAAGAGUGCAAGAAACACGUGCAUGGACGUUGUGCAGUGAGAACAUGUAGUGCCACACUCUCAUUUCAUGUGGUUAAUUUUAGGACAGAUAUUGAGUUUGUGCUGUUUGCUGGUGGAUUUGGGACUCCAUGCAUCCUCAAAAGAUCAAACAGUACACUGAGCUUCACUAAUCCUAAACAGCCUUUAUAUGGCCAUCUCUCUAGCAUCGACUCCACUGCAACUUCUAUGAAAGUAAGAUGGGUUAGUGGGGAUAAAGCACCUCAACAACUGCAGUAUGGAAAAGGAAAAUCUGUAACAUCAAAAGUUUCAACGUUUACCCAAAAAGACAUGUGCAGUUCUUUCUUAAAGAGUCCAGCCAAGGACUUUGGGUGGCAUGACCCUGGCUUUGUUCAUUCAGCAGUAAUGACAGGCCUUAUUCCUUCAAGCGCAAACUCCUACAGAUAUGGAAGUGAUUCAACUGGUUGGAGUGGAAAAAUAAGCUUCAAAACACCACCAGCUGGAGGAUCAAAUGAGGUUCGAUUUUUGGCAUAUGGAGAUAUGGGAAAGGCUCCUCGAGAUCCUUCUGCCGAACAUUAUAUUCAGCCAGGAUCAUUGUCAGUGGUAAAGGCUAUGGCUGAUGAAGUAUCUGCUGGAAAUGUAGAUUCUGUAUUUCACAUAGGUGACAUAAGUUAUGCCACUGGAUUUCUUGUAGAAUGGGACUACUUUCUUCAUCUAAUCACUCCAGUGGCUGCUCAUGUUUCUUACAUGACUGCUAUUGGGAAUCAUGAAAGGGAUUAUAUAGGAACAGGAUCAGUGUAUGUAACACCAGAUUCAGGUGGAGAAUGUGGUGUGCCUUAUGAAACUUAUUUUCAAAUGCCAACACCAGCUAAAGAUAAGCCAUGGUACUCAAUUGAACAGGGAAGUGUUCACUUCACUGUUAUUUCAACUGAGCAUAAUUGGUCUCUCAACUCAGAGCAGUAUGAAUGGAUGAAGAAAGACAUGGCUUCAGUUAAUCGAAUAAAAACUCCUUGGUUAAUUUUUACUGGGCAUCGACCCAUGUAUUCUUCCAUCAAUGGGGGGAUUCUUAAAAGUGUUGAUGAUGAUUUUGUCAAAGCUGUUGAGCCAUUACUUCUGGCAAACAAGGUUGAUCUAGCAUUGUGGGGACAUGUUCAUAAUUAUGAGAGGACUUGUGCAGUCUACCAGAAGGAAUGUAAAGCAUUACCUACUAAUGGUGCAAGUGGAAUUGACACUUACAAUAGUACCAAUUAUAGUGCUCCAGUUCAUGCAGUUAUUGGAAUGGCUGGCUUUAGCUUGGACCAGUUCCCUUCACAGGCUGAAAAGUGGAGUUUGGUAAGAAUAGCUGAAUUUGGAUAUGUGCGAGUUCAUGCAACAAGGAAUUCGUUGACAAUUGAAUAUGUGAAUGCAAAUACCAGAAAGUUAGAAGACAGUUUUCAAAUCACCAGAAGCUGAGCACAUAAAAGAUGAAAAGAGAAACUAUACACUAGCACAGCAAAACUGUGUUAUACAAAGUAUAGGGAAAGUUUAUAUAAAUUCAUAGUGAAAUACAUGCAAAAGGUUUUUAUUCUGUUAUACCAGCAACAAUGUCUCAAAUAGUUUGAUUUUAGCAAAGAUGUUUCUUUGUUGACU
Molecule: messenger RNA, 2126 nt
Organism: Lycium ferocissimum
Lineage: Eukaryota; Viridiplantae; Streptophyta; Magnoliopsida; Solanales; Solanaceae
Product: nucleotide pyrophosphatase/phosphodiesterase-like
Exons: 13
Coding region: 21-1949 (642 amino acids)
Molecular function (GO): metal ion binding; acid phosphatase activity
Source: RefSeq, a predicted model, not a curated record